CUUGCCUCGUUUCGGAAAUUAUUACGAUUGCAAUCCCUAUUUUGCCAAUUCCCGUUCCUCUUUGAUCAAAUCGGAGAAUUUCACGGCAUGGCUACGGCUAUUGGAGGCGGAAGCGAUGUGGAGGUCGGAUUUGCGAAGCUGCAAGGCGAGGAUUUCGAGUACUUUAUGCAGUCAUACUCCAUUAUGCUCGGCCGGAAUUCUAAGAAAUCCACCGUCGACGUUGAUCUCUCAUCCCUCGGCGGCGGGAUGAACAUUUCGCGCAACCACGCUCGGAUCUUCUAUGACUUCACUAGACGACGCUUCUCUCUCGAGGUCCUUGGUAAAAAUGGUUGCUUCGUUGAAGGUGUCCUCCAUCUCCCUGGGAACCCUAACGUCAAGCUCGACUCACAGGACCUUUUGCAGAUUGGUGACAAAGAGUUCUACUUUCUCCUUCCGGUUCGGAGCAUUUUAGGCGGCCCGUUGGGACCUAGGCACCACGUCUCAGGGCAGACUAGUGUUGUUCCGUACCAUAAUUAUCAUUCGGGUUCGGGUAGAAAAGGCGUCCGGAGUAGAGAGUUGUACGAGUCUGACGAUGAUGAAGGUGAAGAUGACGAAGAUGAUGAGGAGGAUAUCAGAGGCAGUGGAAAGAAAACAAGGAGAGAUGGACAUGAAGUAUAUGCUUCCGGAGAGAAGAAGAGAGAGGGAAGAGCAAAGGUAGACCGUGAAGCUGAUGAUCAGCAAGUUCUGCAGCUGGAGGAAAAAGAUGUUGUAUCAUCUGUUGCCACUGUGCUUUCUGACUUGUGUGGUCCGGGAGAGUGGAUGCCUAUGGAAAAACUUCAUUCUAUGAUAUUAAAGGAGUAUGGAAACGUAUGGCAUCACAGUCGAGUAAGAAGAUACCUGACACAAGAAGACUGGGCUAUCCCUGAAGCAAAGGGUAAACCAUGGUAUGGUUUGCUGAUGCUACUGAGAAAAUAUCCGGAGCAUUUCGUUAUCAACACUAGAUCUAAGGGAAGAGUCACCCUUGAAUUUGUUUCUCUCGUUUCUCUACUCUCAUGAGUUAUGAUAACUUCACCUUAGUGACUUGGAUUAAGCUUUCCCUUCUUUCUUUGGUACGUUAAGUAUGUAAAAUGUUUAGACAUUGAUGAGUAACACGCUCUGACGUUUUUCUGAACUAAAAACGUCAACAUCUUUGAUGAAAACGUCUGAAA
Capsella rubella is the source of this 1187-nucleotide messenger RNA. Its product is annotated as FHA domain-containing protein FHA2. Gene Ontology annotation, biological process: regulation of ribosomal protein gene transcription by RNA polymerase II. The record is from RefSeq and is a predicted model, not a curated record. Gene Ontology annotation, cellular component: nucleus. NCBI's taxonomy places the organism in Eukaryota, Viridiplantae, Streptophyta, Magnoliopsida, Brassicales, Brassicaceae. The transcript is spliced from 3 exons. Bases 88 to 1035 code for a protein of 315 amino acids. Gene Ontology annotation, molecular function: sequence-specific DNA binding; protein binding.